CCCUUAUACGUAAUUUUCAAAUUCGAAUACUAUGGUUUACCCGUUGAAUUAAUCUGCAACGGCGCGUUGAAAUUUUAUUUUUCCCGCAACAAAAUGCUGGCGAUAAAUCGGUCGUGGCUACUUAUUUUUUUACUGCUCAAGUUUUGCGUUGGCUGGUUGGAUGAAAGACCAACGCUUGAAUCGAUCAACGGGAACUUGUUUAUAUCAAGUGCCAAGGAUAAAAACAUAACUUUGAAGACACUAGGAGUUGGAAACGUUAACAUAAACGAUAUAAAUUUGUUACAUGCGGUGUGGGCGGCCCAAAAUGCUUCAUCUUUGGUGGAGAGAUGGAAAUCGGGUAUACUCGGUGACGUUGAAUCUACUCUUCAACGACUGUCACACGUAAUCGAAGGACCAAAUGGAUUGUUGAGAAAAAUAAAUGCCAUUGAAUAUGCGAGCGACACGCCGCUCAAUUCUUCAAACGUGAUGAAACCCACGUCUGAAACCGAGUCCGGAGCUAGUUCGGUAACUACCGCCAAAGUUAGGGCACUAAGCAGUAGGUUACGCAGAUUAGAAAUCAAAGUCCGCUCGAUUACUGUGAUCCUCCGAACAAACGAAUGCGCGAGCGAUCCCUGCCAAAAUGGCGGAACUUGCAUCGAUAGUUACGACUCGUUUCAAUGCCACUGUCCACCCGAGUGGGAGGGCACAUUGUGCUCGAUCGACGUGAACGAAUGCGAGCGGUACGCGGGAAGACCAUCUGGGUGUCAGAAUGGAGCUACUUGUACGAAUCUUCCGGGCAGUUUCAGUUGCGCCUGUUCGCCAGGAUGGCACGGGUUCCACUGUGCUACUCAAAAAUCGGUAUGCGACGAAUCGAGCAACAGCGAGCUCUGCGGUCACGGGGUUUGCGUGAAAACCAGCUCGCCCCUCGGAUACACUUGCAUAUGCGAACCGGGCUGGGACCACUUGGCCGACAGCGAUCCAUCGUGCCGCAAAGACGUGGACGAGUGUACGGGUUCGCGGUACCCGUGUUCCGUCAAUCCACUCGUUACCUGUCACAACGUGCCCGGGACCUUUUACUGUGGCACCUGCCCUGCCGGAUACACCGGGGAUGGAUUCAAGUGUCAGGAUAUCGACGAGUGCUUGGUCAAUAACGGUGGCUGCAGCACCACACCCUUGGUCGAGUGUAUCAAUACUCUGGGCUCGAGAAAAUGCGCAAUGUGUCCAAGUGGCUAUCAAGGGGACGGCGUCACGUGUUUCUACACAGGCAGCUGCUCGAACAACAACGGCGGCUGCCACAAUUUGGCCACUUGUCGCGAGGGACCAAAUUCGGAAGUCUUGUGCCUGUGCCCGUCCGGCUACCAGGGCAAUGGCAAGGGUCCUCAGGGCUGUCGAGUCGCCGAAAACGCGUGCAAAAGUAGUCCCUGCGCGCAUGGCUCCUGCACGCCCGAAGGGAACAACGACUUCACCUGCACUUGCCACCCUGGAUAUGCAGGAGCAAUGUGCGACAGGCCUGUCAACCCCUGCAGUCCGAACCCGUGCAGAAACAACGGCACGUGCAGCCAAUUGUCCGGAAAACCGGUGUGCGAGUGCACCUCCAGUUACACCGGUCCAACGUGCGAGACGCCAAAGCAAAGCUGCGGAGGAUGGUAUUUCACCUCCAGUGGGUAUAUAGAGUACCCUGCCAAUAAAAACAAAUACGACCACGGAAUAAGCUGUGCUUGGGUCAUCAUGACGAACAGCACGAAAGUCUUGAAUGUCACUUUCACGAGAUUCAGUUUGGAGGAUACACACGGGGGCGAGGAGUGCAAGCACGAUUACGUGCAGAUACACGAUGGCAAAUCAGCCGGGAGUUUACUUAUCGGGAGGUACUGCGGGAAUAAAUUGCCCAACAAUGGCACCAUCGUAACGACGCAUAACGCGAUUUACAUUUGGUUCCGUUCGGACAAAUCUGUCAAUUCGGAUGGAUUUGGUUUUCGAUGGAGAACAGUAGAACCAUUCUGCGGGGGAUACGUAGACGCAGAUUACGGCUCGAUCACGUCUCCGGGUUUCCCAGGGAAAUAUCCCCUUGGCCGGGAUUGUUACUGGAACGUACACGCUCAGCCGGGGAAACGGAUCACCUUCCACUUCAUAAGCUUGGCCCUCGAGGAACACCCGACCUGUGACUACGACUACGUUGAAAUCAAUGAAACCAACUACAUGGGUGAUCGUCGUAUAGGAAUUUUUUGCAAUCGCAAUUCACCACCGCCAUUGACGACAACAGGAUCUGAAGCCGUUGUACACUUUCACUCGGACACUACUAAAACUGAUAACGGUUUUCAUCUGGCAUAUUUAACAGUGGCAGGCUCUCCCGACUGUGGUGGAGUUUACACGGCUGAAAGAGGUGAAAUAGUAUCUCCAGGAUACGCCUCGGGAAGUUACUCGUCAAACAUGAUCUGCGAUUGGGAGAUACGGUUACCAGAAGGCAGUCACGUUCGUAUAAAUUGGUUGAACUUUGAAGUGGAGCGUUCACGAAAUUGCAUGUUCGAUUCGGUACAGGUAUACGAAGGACCAAACAAGGAUUCUCCGCUAAUUGGAAGAUACUGCGGAUCAGCCUUACCACCGUCAUUAUCAGUGAAGUCGAAUCGAGUACUGCUUAGAUUUGAAAGUGACGCAAACCUUGAAGAAAAAGGAUUCAUUCUCAAAUACGAGGUCGACUGUGGUGGUAUAUUUACCGAAUCUUCGGGGAUACUCGAGUCGCCGUUUUACCCCAAUUAUUACCCAGGAUCAAAGGAAUGCGUUUAUUUAAUUUCUCAAGCACCUGGUAAAGCUGUGGCAUUGACAUUUGAGUUCAUGGACAUUGAGGAAGGAUCUUUAUUCAGCAAUCUGACCGAGUGUUAUUUUGACCGGCUUGAAAUUCGAGAUGGGGAUACAGAAAAUUCAACUUUGAUAACGACCCUCUGCGGUACAAUGCACAACGUCCCAACCGAUCCCAUUUAUUCCACGUACAACUUCAUGUUCAUUAAAUUUUUCACUGAUGCCAGUAUCCACAAUCGAGGAUUCAGAGCAAACUAUACGACUAUUGAUCGCGAGUGCGGCGGUAUUGUUAAACAAGGCCCGGGUUCAUUAAAUAUACCAGGACACGUGGAACGUUCGAAUAAAUGGAAAAAUAAUUUGGAUUGCUUGUGGACUAUUCGGGCGCCUUCUAAUAAUGCAAUUCAACUAACAUGGAUUUCUCUUCCUUCUAAAACAUCAAGCAUAACUGACGAAUGCACUCGAGAAUACAUUGAAUUGGUGGAAGACUAUGGAUCUACUGAAGCUAAAUCAUUAGGAAAAUAUUGUCCAAAAAAAGUACCGCCACAGAUCAUGUCAACCCAAGGAAACGACUUAACGUUGCAUUAUCACUUUUUCGUCGACUCUGACGUAUCGUAUCAAGUUUCUUAUGUUUUUGUCGACGACACUCACAACUGCGGAGGCCACUACUUUACACCAACAGGAUACAUACGCUCGCCGAACUAUCCAGAUAAAUAUCCCAAAAAUAAAGAGUGCAUUUGGGUUAUAGAAGCUGAAAGCAAAUACUUGGUGACUCUUAAAUUCAACAGUUUUCAGCUCGAAAAUGUUUCUAAUUGUGCAUACGAUUAUUUAGAAAUAAGAAGCGGUUCUCGAGACAAUUCUCCGUUGUUGGGGAAAUUUUGUGGUGAUAGAAUAGAAGACGAAAUAACAAGUAUGACCAAUCAGAUGUACAUAAGAUUUGUCUCGGAUGCUUCGUUGCAGAAAAAAGGAUUUGAAAUUCAAUGGAAUAGCGUAAAAACUGGAUGCGGGGGAAAUCUACAUACUUCCAGUGGAUCGAUCAUAUCGCCCAAUUACCCUCAAAACUAUUACCACCGAGCAGCAUGCACUUGGAAUAUUCGAGUUUCAGCCGGCAGUGUUAUUCGAAUUACUUUUACAGACUUUGAUAUUGAGGAUCACAUGAGAUGUGCAUUCGAUUACCUUGAAAUUUCCGACAUCGUCAAUGGAUAUUCGCAAAAUACCCAUCGAUAUUGUGGCUCCAACAGCCCUGCAUUGAUCGAGUCAAAUAGUAAUCAAAUGAAAUUAUUAUUCCGAAGCGACGUAUUGACCAAUGCUCGUGGGUUUCAUUUAAGAUACACAACAGAUUGUAACAACAAGGUCUCUGGUUACCAAGGAGUCAUAGAGUCGCCAAACUUUCCACAAAAUUAUGAAAACUUGAGCAACUGCACCUGGAUAAUAUCAGCACCUGCUGGAAACACAGUCAACAUCACAUUUUCCCACUUUCAUGUGCAAGCGAGCCUCGAUGGAAACUGCAAAAAGGAUUACGUCAAAAUACAAGAGGGAGACGACAAUCAACCAAAUACGGAAAUUAUCACAAAAUGCGGACACGAAGAAGACGUAUUACCUUUAAAAAUAUCAUCAUCCCAACGUCAAGUUUUCGUGACGUUUAUGUCGGAUCGCUUCGUAACGGCUAGCGGAUUUAGAUUGGAGUGGUACGUCGAUGGCUGUAGCAAGCACUUGACAAAGCCGUAUGGGCAAUUUACAUCUCCCGGUUACCCGGACAGCAACAAAUUAAAAACUGCCUACGUAGAGUGCCAAUGGUUAAUUGAAGUCGAUUAUGACAAAAGUAUAGAAAUUACUUUUCCGAAAAUUGAUAAUCGACGUUCUCACGAUUGUUUCUCGGGAGAUAACAACGGUUCCAUUGAAAUUUUCAACGGACAAAGUGAAAAUGCUCCUCAAUUAUCGCACAGCUUAUGUUACUCCGAAUCACCUGUGACCUUAACCAGCACUGGCAACCAAAUGCUCAUCAAGUAUGCGUCUGAAACGAAUUAUGCCAGCCACGGAUUUUCCGCUAUUUACAAAUCUGUACCCAUUCAGUGCGGUGGCAAAUUCACCGGACAAUCGGGUGUCAUUCACUCAGCUAAAUAUCCUAAAAACUAUCCUCCCAAUCAGAAUUGCGAAUGGCUGAUAACUGUUGAUCCAAAUCAUGUCGUGAAUUUGACUUUUGUCGAUUUAGAUCUUGAGAAAAGCAGAAACUGUUCGGAUGAUUACAUCAAGGUUUUCGAUGGUAAUUCAACGGCAGCUUUAGUAUUGGGAACACACUGUCUCAACACCGAGGGCUUGCCCUACUAUGUUUCCAGUGGAAAUCAGAUACUUGUAAAAAUGAGAACAGACGCAUUGGUCUCGGCAAAAGGUUUUAUGGCUCAUUAUAACCGAACUUGUGGCGCUCGUAUCGUAGUGGAUGGAUCCGGUAUUAUACGUUCUUCGCCAACUCUACACACAAUGGAAUCUUUGAAUUGUAGUUGGAUAAUUGCAGCCGCAGAUCCGAGUGACAAAGUGACUUUGACUUUCACUCACAUUGACUUGGACUCUCAGGAUUGCUCGUCAAACCACAUUGAGAUUUAUGAAGGCGCAGGGAUCGAGGGACCGAUGUUGGGUCAAAUUUGUGAUAACAAGAUUCCAAAACCUUUCUACAGUACUGGCGAUACGCUCACUAUACAUUUGACAACUCUUUACGGACACAUUGUUGGCGAUAAUUUUGACGCAAUUUAUUCUUCAUUAUCUACAGCCUGUGGAGGAAAAUACACGGCUGAAAAAGGCAUAAUAGCUUCCCCUAACUACCCGUUGAGUUACCCAAGUGCAGCAGAUUGCAUUUGGAAUAUUCGGAAUUCGCCUGGAAACCGGAUUACUUUGACAUUCGAGAGUUUUGAAUUGCAGGAGAGCGAAAAUUGCGACAUCGAUUAUUUAGAAAUCCGUGAAAACAACGGCAUUGGAAAGCUAAGAGGUGUUUUUUGUGGCAAAAAUAUACAAAGCAUAACUUCGUCGCAGCCACUGUGGAUCAGAUUUAAAAGUGCAUCAAACACCGUGGGUAAUCCGAAAGGUUUUGCGGCUGAGUAUAGUUUAUUAUUUGGAAAUGAGCUUACGGGAGAUGAUGGCGAAAUAGCAUCGCCCAUGUAUCCGAUGCCUUAUCGUAAAACUGAAUCCUUCUCAUGGAGGGUGACAACUGAGUUCAACUAUGUGAUAAGAUUAGAAUUUUUGGAUUUCCAUUUCGAUCACUACGAAGAUUAUUGUUAUUCCUCAUUAAAAAUUUAUGACGGAUUCGACGACGAAGCUCCGCUGCUAAAGGAACUGUGCGGAAUCUCUAUUCCAAGCGACACAAUAACAUCUUCAAGUAACAUUAUUUUCAUCGAAAUGGAAAAUGGAUUUGAUCAUGUUGGCAAUUGGUUUCGUUUGAAAUGGCUGAAAAUUCCUCGGGGAUCGUACAUGGGUGAAAUAGAAGAAAUAAAAUCGAAUAGCAGCGAAAUAAUCAUCUUAACUGCACAAAAUUCAACGUAUUCAUUCACAUCGCCUGGAUUUCCAAACGGUUAUGAAGAUAAUCUUCGUUUUUUCUGGACAUUUGUAUCACCAGUAGGAACGCAUUUAGUCUUGAGAUUUGAAACAAUGGACAUUGAAGAAUCUGAUAACUGCGUGGCUGAUUAUGUAGCAAUUAACAAAGGGUACCAAAAAUCUGUCGAAUCUGAAGAAAGUCUUUUGUUUAAAGUGUGCUUAUCCAACUCAACGAAUGCUGAUUACGUUGGCACAAAUGUUAUGACUGUUGAAUUUUCUGCGGAUGCUUAUAGAAACAAAACUGGCUUUUCAGCCACUGUUUCGUCGGAGUGCGGCGGAACUAUUGAAGAAUCGAGUGGUAUAAUUCAACUUAAUAGUAGCUUACAUUCUUCACGACCUCGACCAUUCAUAUACUAUUGCGAAUGGGUUGUUAAGGUUAAACCAGGAAGAAGAAUAAGAGUGAACGUGAUAGAAAAUCGCAUCGAAACUAACCAACCAAAAACCAAUGAUAAUUCUUGUAGAGCUAGUUAUCUUAUGUUGAAAAAUGGUGAAUCAUCCAACUCUCCUUUGUUGGGCAUUGGAAAGUACUGCGAUGGUGUAAAACCACCCGUGCAAAAUACAACCAGCAACUAUCUUUAUGUAAAAUUAUCAGUUGUUUUCGCAACUGUUCAUUUUAAAUUGAAGUUUAGAGAAAUAGGUAAUGACUGUGGGGGUAGAUUUGAGUUAUCUUCCAAGAACGAUAAUCAACAACAGAUAACUUCCCCGAAUUAUCCGAAUAUUCCUGCACCUCAUACAGAGUGCGUGUGGACGUUUAUGAGUAUGGAUACACAUCGAUUGUCUAUUCAUUUUACAGAUAGAUUUGACCUUGCAUUUAGCGAAGAUUGUGAGAAAGAAUACGUAGAAGUUAGGGAUGGUGGAACAGAUGACUCACCUUUAAUGGGAAGAUAUUGCAAAACCACACCACCCAGCAGCUUAUCAACUAAAGGAAAUAUUUUGUAUGUGCGUUACUUUACUGACUUUGCAGAGCCACGAAACGGUUUCAAAGCGCUUAUAACAAAUGGCGAUGUGUGUGGAGGUAUCGAAAGAAAACCUCGGGGUGGAGUUAUAACUUCACCAAAUUAUCCUGAAACCUAUAACACAAAAUCGCACUUGUGUAGUUGGUGGAUAAUUGGAUCUUUCAACCGGGGCAUUAAGAUUCAGUUUGAAGAUUUUCUGCUUCCAAGUUCACUGAAUUGCUCGGAAACUGAUCACGUCACGAUUUUGGAAAAACUUCCGGGACAUUUCAACAACACUGAGGUUGGUACUUAUUGUGGUAGAAGAAAACCAGCUCCAAUCGAAGUUUUAACGAGCGAAGCUGUAAUUAUAUUUCAAAGUACAUUUGAAAGCAGACGUUUUUUUAGCAGAGGAUUUCGUCUUAAUUAUACUUUUCACAUUGAUGGUUGUGGAGGUAACUUGGAAGGAAUGAGCGGAAUAAUUGAAACUAAUGGCUAUCCCAGAAUUUCUACUAGUUAUAAGUAUUGCCAGUGGAAGAUUACGGUACCGAUUGGUUUACGUGUAGCAGUUGACAUAGAAGACUUAGACAUUGGCAAUAGUUUAUAUGCAAUGGGCAGUCACGUUUCGUUUCAUCAUGAUCUCGGGUCGCUCUCAACAAUUGUUACACUAACAGACUCAUCACAAACGAAAAGAAUCGAAAGUUCUGCUAACUACAUGAGCAUAUAUUAUGUAUCGGUCGGAGGUCAUCGAGGGAUGAAAGCAAGAUUCACUGCGCUGUCACCGGCUGCCUGUGGUGGAGAGACUAAAGCUUUGUCUGGUACUUUGACGAAUCCCCAAAAAGCACCGUUCAACGAGUCUACAUACUUUUGUAAAUGGAUUUUACUACCUCCGGACGAGUUGAACACUAGAACUUUAAUACAGACAGAAAACCAUAUAUCAUUGACGCUGGCUAUGACGAUAUCUGGCAUUAUAAGCAGAGGAAAAGCAACAACAAAUUGCCAAUAUUAUUUGGGCCAUGUUCUCAUAACAGGUGAGGAGAUUUUAGCUAAAAUAUGCGGAAAUAUCACGGAAAAUCCUUUAGUGGUGACUAGUCCUUACAGAAUGAUUACUGUUCAGGCAAUAAAUGCAACUUAUCAGUCAAUGAAAGUUAAUUUCGUCAUAAAUUACAAAUGGUACCCAUGUGGUGGUAUUUUAACUGGACCAAAGCAUACGAUACAUCCCCCAAAAAAUACAUCUUAUCCGGUGUAUUGCUCCUGGAAAGUUAAAUACUCGGAUACGGAUGAAACAAUAUUAGUGGCAUUCGAAAAAAUGAAUCUUGGUCCCUGUGACAAGUCUUACAUUCGUAUAAAGGGUAAAACAUUUAGAUCGCCGUCUUUGGGCAAAUUUUGUGGAAACGUCAAGCCGCAGAGUGUAGUAACUCCGACAAGCGAAAUAACGAUAGAAUACUAUGCCGAGGAAAGCAGCGCGGAAUUUGAAAUUCAAUUGAGCCCGUCUAGACACGCUUGCGGAGGAAUAGUCAAAGGCAAGAAAAGCGACAUAAGAUCCCCCGGUUUUCCGCAAAGCUAUCCCAACAACACAGAAUGCAUUUGGGAGAUAAUGGCCAAAAAUGGCUACCACGUUGGUCUAACCUUCGUCGAAAGAUUUAAUCUCGAAACGAGCAAGGAUUGUCAAAACGACUACGUAGAGGUGUACGCGUGGCAGGAGGUCGCGCACAACAAUACCGAUGAAUCCAAUCAUUGGAAAAGUUUGGGAAAAGUUUGCGGGCGCACACCCCCGGAGGAGCCCUUCAACAGCACUAACAACAGAAUGAGGGUAAAGUUCGUGUCAAAUGAGAAGAUCGAGGGCGAAGGAUUCAAGGCCGUUUGGUACCCCAACUGCGGAGGUGUUUACGAAGUUACGCGGGACGUGAAAUACAUCGAGUCACCGAACUUUCAAGCGUCUUAUCCGUCAAACACUUUGUGCAACUACACUCUCGUAUCAUCGGGUGAUCAAGCGGAUAUAGUCGUCGAUUUCACCAACUUCUUGAUAGAAGGAAAUGGAGUAUCCUGCAUUUACGACAACUUGACGAUCAAUACCUUUUACAAUGGAGACUGGCUACGCGAUUCAAGCGUGUGGUGUGGUUCAAAUUCACCGGGGAGAAAAAUAUCGGCGGGCAAAAUGGAGAUCAUAUUCAAAACGGACAGCUCCAUUAAUCGCGAGGGCUUCAAAUUCAAGUAUCAAUUGAACGAUUGCGGCGGUAAUAUAACAAAGCCGAGAUUAAUAAGUCCCAUGAUACUCUCGGACCCCGAUUCUUACGUCUUCAUGAGCUGCGUUUGGCUGGUGCAAGCUCCCCCCAAAAAGAGCGUGCUCUUGCGCUUCGAGAAACUAAACAUCACGCAAGCUUCCCGAGAUUGCCUGUCAAACUCCAUUCGCAUAUACGAAGGAAACAGUUCGAACUUGGACAAGCAAAAGGCCACGUUUUGCGGGGACUUGAGUAAAAACUUGCCGGUCGUUCAGUCGCUGGGCAACGAGAUGACCAUCACCUUCUACUACAGUUCGUACAGCGCGACCGAGGGCUCUCUGAGCAUUGCCGUGCUCUUCGUCAACGGCCCGGAAGAGGGUUGCGGGGGAAACGUGAACGUGACCUCCGGCAAGGAGACAAAGUUCAGGAGCCAACUCGGGGAGUAUUACGAGCCGUUCCAGGACUGCCACUGGCUGAUAACCGCGCCCUCGAGCUACACCAUCGAGUUCACCAUGGACGUGUUCGACCUGAGGAACACCACGUUCAACGACACGAUGGUCGAACGGCACGAUCGUUGCAACGGCGAUUACAUCGAGGUGAGGGACGGUGGGCCCUACGCGCCGUUGAUCGGACGCUUCUGCGGCCCGUGGAAUCCCUCGCCGUUCAGGAGCUUCGGCAAUCUGCUUUGGAUCAGAUUUGUCACCGACGGCACAAACGAGGGCCGCGGGAUCCGGGGAUCCUUCAAACUCGUCACAUCGCCCUGUGGAGUAUCCGAUUUGGAGCUGGGAAGUGAGGCCAAAGUUCUGCAAUCGCCCAAUUACCCGGAGGGCUACGCGUCGGACAUUACCUGCAGGUGGGUGAUACGCGGCCAGGAGAGGGACAUCGUCAGAGUGGCGUUCAAGGAUUUUCAGUUGACGGAUUCGGAGAAAUGCGAGAGCGAGUACUUGCAGAUUGCCGAUUUGAACAAUCGAAACGUUAUAACCGAAGGUUUUGGCGAGCAAUUUAUCAUCGAGGGGUCCCCGAAACGUACCCACGUUUCUGAAGACAGUCACAUGCCUCAUACUUUUUAUAAAUACUGCGGUAGCGGAAUACCACACGAUUAUUACAGUAACUACCGGGGCGUAGAAAUAAUUUUCAAAGGAUCUUCACGUGGCCUGGUUGAUAACAAGCGCUUUAAAAUAGAAUACAGCAAGGCUAACUGUUCUCACAAUUUUACUUCCCUUCAGGGGAGAAUCGUUCACCAAGAUGUAAGAGAUUGUUGGUUCACGGUCGAAGUGCCACAGAAUUAUACAAUCAGCCUCUACUUCAAUCAGAUGUUUAUACCUGCAAGCUCUGAUUGCUCUACGAGUAAUCUGCAGAUAUGGGAUGGAGUAUUCAAUAGUCCUUCUAGUGAAACUUUUUGCAAUUACCAAACCCCAAGUCCAAUUUUCAGUACGGGCAAUCGUUUAAGUUUUCAUUCUUUUUCCAAAAGGGAAGGAUUUAUUAGUAACAGUUAUGACAUAACGUACACAGCUACCAAUAGCGGAAGAGGAUGUGGUGGAAAGCUUUACAAUUAUGGGGGAGUCUUCACGUCUCCACUUUAUCCAAAUCCUUAUCGAAACAGGAGCCAAUGCACUUGGGAUGUCAGUGUUCCCAAAGGACUUAAUGUACAUUUGCACUUUGACGUUUUUGACAUUGGACUUAAGAGUAUGUGUGACACGGAAUAUUUAUCUAUUACUGAAAUUGGAGGCAGCGGGGAAGAAACGUCAUUGUUUUUUUGUGGAUCAGAUGUACCAGCUGAUUUUGAAUCUCAAAGUAAUAGAGUUUUGGUUACUUAUGUGACCAGUGUGAAUAAUGGCGGUACUGGAUGGGUUAUAAAGUUUUCUGCGUUCCCACAGAGAUAAAUUAAAAAUGAACAUAUAAUAUAAAAAUUAUGAAUCGGUUCAUGCAGAAGGAUAAAAAUAACCUUUAUUUAUACUAAAUUUUUAAUAAAAAAAUUUUUACACUUAAAUAUACUUUUUUAUUCAUUUGACUAAAAAUGAGAAAAUAUCGAAAUACGUUUAACGAGAAUAUUGCAUUGCAAUAUACAAAAGCUUUUU
Messenger RNA from Copidosoma floridanum, 11583 nucleotides. RefSeq names its product Cubilin (gene Cubn). Lineage: Eukaryota; Metazoa; Arthropoda; Insecta; Hymenoptera; Encyrtidae. Gene Ontology annotation, molecular function: calcium ion binding. The record is from RefSeq and is a predicted model, not a curated record.